AUGAAGUUUUCUACCGUCGCUGCCGUUGUGUCAUCGGCCGUUGCCGUUUUCGCCUCUCCCAUUGAGAAGCGGGCUGUUGGAGGUGUUCUCCUUUGCACCGGUGCCAACUCCACUGGGACCUGCAAAUACCAGACAUACGAGCUGAACAAGUGCCAGCAACUCGAGAAGCCCUUCUACCAAAACACCAACACCUUUGCCGUCGAUGGAGAGGACUUUACCUGCUCACCAAAGCUCAUUGACUGUGGUGGCAUCUGCACGAGUCCGACUGGCUGUACCUUUGGAGCCGUCGAUUUCAACUACGAACACAAGUACAACCUAAGUGCCAUAUCUUGGGACAAGUACAUUACGAGUUUUGAGUGCAACAAAAAGAUUAAAAACUAG
Molecule: messenger RNA, 381 nt
Organism: Pochonia chlamydosporia 170
Lineage: Eukaryota; Fungi; Ascomycota; Sordariomycetes; Hypocreales; Clavicipitaceae
Exons: 2
Coding region: 1-381 (126 amino acids)
Source: RefSeq, a predicted model, not a curated record